Nothobranchius furzeri (turquoise killifish) is the source of this 5879-nucleotide messenger RNA. It is a transcript of the gene ulk2, whose product is annotated as unc-51 like autophagy activating kinase 2. Lineage: Eukaryota; Metazoa; Chordata; Actinopteri; Cyprinodontiformes; Nothobranchiidae. Gene Ontology annotation, molecular function: protein serine/threonine kinase activity; ATP binding. Gene Ontology annotation, cellular component: phagophore assembly site membrane; cytosol; cytoplasm. The record is from RefSeq and is a predicted model, not a curated record. Gene Ontology annotation, biological process: autophagy of mitochondrion; piecemeal microautophagy of the nucleus; peptidyl-serine phosphorylation.
CCGCGGAAGGAGCUCUUUAAAAGCGGAAUAUGGCUGAAGCUGUGUUAUUGUCUGAGUCUCAUCCCGACAGUCUUUUUCCUGGUCCCAGUUAGUUUGUCGCAGUCCAGUUUGUAGUUAGUGUUUUGUUUAAACUGGGAACCAUUACAGAAGGUGACAGUAUCGCCAGACCAUGGUUAGACCAGUAGAAGGACAGGGACGUUGUCUCUGUGUACAAUGGGUGAACAUGUAAACCAUUGGUCUGAAGCAGAGCUGUGGUGAAGAGGACAAAUGGACCGGUUGGACUAACAUCUCCGGAUCAAAUGGUGUUUUGGAUCCUUUUUGGCUAAUGUGGACUAGCUCGUUGUUUAGCUAGUCUGAUAGGUUUACACCGCCUGUGUGUUCAGAUUGAGGGACCGUUGGACGCGCUAGCUGAUUGUGGAUGCUAUUAUUAUUGUCGUCUCUGCGUCCAGAGGACAACAGCUAUGACGGUAGGGACUCGGUUAUGUCCCUGUCAGGCUAACACAGAGCUCCAUGUCUGUUACCGCUCCAGUCCUAGCAUAGCCAUGUCCACCCGGCAUGCCAUCAUGUAGACAUUUCAGAUGUCCGGGGACAAAGUGUGUUAGUCUCCUUGUUGGAUCGAACUGGGUCAAAGACAGGGGACACUGACGCGGUUUGGCUUGAGGAUUGAUGCUAGCUGUGCUCAAAUCCGUCUAAUCUGUGACUCUGCAAGCAUCCCGAGUUGCUCGGAGGGCACUGAACGCACCAUGCCUCGUCUCUUAUUUAAAUGCCAUAAGGCCUGAAAUCAUCCCACAGAGCGGGGGGCACCAUCCGCUGUGGGCGGGUAUUAUCCCCGCUUUUCCUCUGAAGAAGGAGGCAUCACCAAGGCUACCGAGUCGUCCUCAACUGGACCCUACUCCCCCCAGAGAUGGAAACAGUCGGGGACUUCGAGUACAGCAGGAAGGACCUGGUUGGACAUGGAGCUUUUGCUGUGGUCUUCAAAGGGCGGCACAGGAAGAAAACUGACUGGGAGGUGGCCAUCAAGAGCAUCAAUAAGAAGAACUUGUCCAAGUCCCAGAUCCUCCUUGGCAAGGAGAUUAAAAUCCUGAAGGAACUGCAGCAUGAAAACAUUGUGGCUCUCUAUGAUGUUCAGGAAACUCCCAGCUCUGUAUUUCUGGUCAUGGAGUACUGCAAUGGAGGGGAUUUGGCUGACUAUCUGCAAGCUAAGGGGACACUCGGAGAGGACACACUGAGGGUUUUCCUCCAACAGAUUGCUGCUGCCAUGAGAAUCCUCCACAGCAAAGGCGUCAUCCACCGGGACCUGAAACCACAGAACAUUCUCUUGUCCUACGCGGGACGCAAGAAGUCCAACAUAAGUGGCAUCCGCAUCAAAAUAGCUGACUUUGGCUUCGCUCGAUAUCUCCAGAGCAACAUGAUGGCUGCCACGCUGUGUGGCUCACCCAUGUACAUGGCCCCAGAGGUCAUCAUGUCCCAGAACUACGACGCCAAAGCUGACCUGUGGAGCAUUGGGACCGUCAUCUAUCAGUGUCUGGUUGGGAAGCCCCCGUUCCAGGCCAAUAGCCCCCAAGAUUUAAGGCUGUUUUAUGAGAAGAACAAAAACCUGCUGCCUGUAAUCCCGAGGGAGACGUCCCCACAUCUCGGUGAGCUUUUGCUGGGUCUACUGCAGAGGAACCAGAAGGACAGGAUGGACUUUGACACAUUCUUCAACCAUCCGUUCCUCGAGGCAUCAUCCACUGUGAAAAAAUCAUGCCCAGUGCCAGUCCCCAGCGCCUCCAACGCUGUGACGGAAAGUUCCUGUGGCAGCUCCCCGUGCAUCCGCUACAGUUCUCCUCCUUCUCUCCCGGACAUGCAGACUCUAGCUGAGGAUGGUCUGUCUUCCCCUCCGCUCGGCCCACCCAACUACCUGCAGCUGUCCAAAGAGUCUGCAGGAAGCACCAGCAGCAAGAACUCCUCCAGUGACACAGAUGAUUUUGUUCUGGUGCCUCACAUCUCAGCUGACAGCUAUGAGCAGCCUGCGGGAGCCGGCCGUCGACCAUCCACCGAGUUCCUGAUGUGUGGGAGGCAGCCACUGACGUCCCAAGGACAGACUUCCAUGGUGUCCCCACGGGCAGAAACCACCCCCAUCCCUGUCCCAACUCAGGUCCGAAACUACCAGCGCAUCAAGCAGAACCUCUCCAGCAGCCCAAGCAACACUCUCUACAGCUCCCCCAGGUCUGGAACGGUGAGGCGUUCCAACACCAGUCCCAUGGGCUUUCCAAAGGCCAGCUCUGGGUCUCCCAGCUCCGCAGAUGCCCCUCAGACGGUGGGCCGGCGCCUCUCUACAGGCAGCUCUCGGCCCUACUCGCCCUCCCCUCUGGUGGGAACCAUUCCUGAGCAGCUCGGUCACUGCUGCUGCCAUCAUCAGAACCAGGAGCCCCGCAGCCGCAGCUCCUCAGGAGGCUCCCCUGUCCCAUCCUCUCACCUCCUGGGGGCCCGUCUUCAGAGUGCCCCCACCUUGACAGAGGUCUACCAGACCAGGCAGAAGCUCCACAAGCAGCUCUCAGACCCCAUUCAGCCCUCCUCCCCCUGCAGUCACUCACCCCAGUUCGGCCGUCCAGCCACCCUCGGCUCCUCCCCCACCAAGCUGUUAGGCUCCUCCCCCCGCACAUCUGACUGGCUCCAAAAGUCCCCGCUGCCCACCAUCAUUGGUUCUCCUACUAAGGCGAUUUCAGCACCGUUCAAGAUCCCCAAAACCCAGGCGUCCUGUAACCUGAUGGCUCUGGCUGACGGUCCGCUUCCUAACAAGACACAGGUGGAUGCUCGAGACAUCUGCAGUCACCGCUGCAGCCCCUAUUUCACUGGACGGGCCUCAGCCCCGGAGGCCAGCAGGACCUUUGGCAGGUCUGUUAGUACGGGCCGUCUGUCUGACCAGCCCGUCCGGAUCACUCUGGGUGGACAGGCCUACCAGGGCAGCACAGAUAGCUUGAACACUGAGAGACCCAUGGACACAGCUCCCAGCAUGGCUCCAGGUGGGUCAGCAAGCCCCCGUACCGUCGUCUUCACGGUGGGUUCACCACCCAGCAGCUGCACCCCCCCUACCUGCAGCCACCUGGGUGCUCGGCCACGCACCACCUCAGUGGGCUCCAAUAGUUCGGCCGGCUCCUUGUGCUCCACCAGCGGUCGGGUCUAUGCUGGGUCUCCCACCGGCAUGGCCAUAGGCUCAUCUCCUCCAGGGAGUUUAGGGAGUGGACAUGGUGUUCCUGGGACAGACGGAGCUCCCAGCAGCCUGCGCUACAUCCCCUAUGGGACCUCCCCACCAAGCCUGGAGGGAUUCAUCACCUUCGAAGCUCCGGAGCUUCCCGAGGAGACUCUGAUGGAGCGUGAACACACGGACACUUUGAUGCACCUCAGAAUGAUGCUCUCUUUCACCGACUGCAUCCUGGAGAUGGCAGCCUUCAGGGCUGGGGGGGCUGAGCUGGGCAUGUCAGCUGCCUCCAUCUACCCCCCCCAGGACAGCGUGGUUGUUGACCAGAUCAGCCAGCUCAGCAAGGAGUGGGGGCAGGUGGAGCAGUUGGUGCUCUACAUGAAAGCAGCUCAGCUCUUGGCUUCCUCGCUCCAUCUGAGCAAAGCUCAGAUCAAAUCAGCCAAACUCAACCCCUCCACUGCUGUCAAACAGGUGGUGAAGAGUUUGAACGAGCGCUACAAAAGCUGCAUCUCCCUCUGCCGGCAGCUGACCGACAAACUCAACCACUUCUUCUCUGACAAGCAGCGCUUCGUGGACGAGAUCAACAGCGUCACAGCCGAGAAGCUCAUCUACAACCACGCUGUGGAGAUGGUUCAGUCAGCGGCACUAGAUGAGAUGUUCAAACAAACCGAGGACAUCGCUUACCGCUACAGCAAGGCUGCCAUGCUGCUGGACGGCCUGUCCAAGGUCCUACAGGACCCUGCUGAUGUGGAAAACGUGGUUAAAUACAAGGCCAGCGUGGAGCGCAGGAUCUCAGCGUUGUGUUACUGCACAGUCACGCUGUACGAGUAGAAGGAUGCACCUGAACGCCACAGAGGGACCAGGUCCUACAGAGGCUUCAGAUUCCCGUUCCCUCCUGUAGCAGCUCGAGCACUUUUCAUUAGUCCAGUUUGGUCUGGCAUCAGUGUGCCAUACUGACUGUGUCACAGACGGAGUGGAUUUGAGGCACAUUACAACCAAAGAUUGAGGAAGACGGUUUAAAACCGGAAGUGGACAUAAAAGCAUUCUUGAAAAGGUGCUUUUUUCUGCUCUGGUGGUUUUUCCCCAUCAGAUCAGAACAAACAUUCAGAUUCUCACGUUUUAACCAGGAAAAGGAUUCACAGAACCAUGAGACGGUGCUGUGCACCCUAAAAGACUGUAUCUGUGGUUAUUGACUGUUGUUUCAUUCAUUGUUUUGCUUAUUUAUUGUUUUAAACGAACAUGGACUUUACUGCAGCCACAAAACCCUUGAGUAUUAAAGUUAAAGGAAAAAGGACAGAACCGCUUGCCGUAACAGAGACUUUACCAAACAACACAAGCUCCCGUUACAGAGAAAAGGAUUCUGUGUGUUACGGUUCAGCUUCUCUUUUAUUUGUCUUGUCUUAAGCUCAAGCACUUUAUUGUGAAACCGAAGGAGCUGAUUUAAGUGAAGUCUCUUCUGACCCUGAUGAACAAACCUGCUUUUCACUCGCGAUCAACAAGUCCACACAAGUGCUUACAUUCCCCUCCAGAGACUCCAGAGGUGUCCAACCUCAACAGAUGCUCAUCCAGAUGUUUUGGCCUUCUGCCAACAUCUCAGAAGCUGUGACAGGUUCAGCCAUCAGCUCUGACCUGUUGGUCCUGCUGGACGAGGCUGAGUGAUCUCACUAAGAAGGACGACGUCCGUGAGCAGCCAGGUCCUCCUGUCUCCACUGUGCUGAUGAACAGCCAAUCGGGGUUCACUGUAAACCUUGAUGAAGUCGAACUGAUCCGACACAUUCGUUGACGUGUUACCUUUUACUCAACAAACUGAAACAAAAGCAGCUUUUGAGAAUCUGUAGCCGAUUUUACCAACUUGCAAACAUGUAAAUAACUGAAGUGUGUGUGUGUGUGGGUGUGGGAGUUGGUGUGGGUGUGUAGUGCUGAUGCUGACAUCACGUGCCCCGCCCAUCAAAGAGCACAAAUCUUUCUAUGUAGAUUUUGACUUUAUAUGAUUUGGUUCAUGUCAGCCAAUGCAUUUUGUUUUGUGAUAUUUUUUUAAAGGAAAACUAGUUUUUGGCCCCUGAGUGCCAAACGUUAGAACAAACCUCACGGCAGCUCCGAUCUUUCUACUAGAACUGUUUGAUGUUGAGUUCACCCCCCGUCUCACCUGGAUUCGGUACUGCUGCCUGGCCCUGAAGUCCAAUCCCAACACUGUACUGUAUGUGAGGGUCUGUAGCCUUAGCUAGCGAUGAUGCAGGAGGUGCCUGGGCUCCUCCUCUACAGGUGUGAAUAUUUUCUCUGUAGACGCAUUCAGACGGGUUCUCUGGGCCCAUUCCUACCAUGUACUGUUGGUCUUUUCUAAACAUAUCUGGGUUUGAGCUCUGAACAAUGUGAAGCCUCCUGUUGUACCUGGAGCCACCAGGGAACCCACCUGAGACUCUAAUCAUGGACAUGAAGCAUGGGUACCAAGUCUGCGUUUCACACUGUACAACCUGUCAGAUGUUGAAUGUAUGCACCCUGUCGUUUUGCACCUCUAGCUUGAACUGAAUGCAUCUUGACUUGCUGUCGGUCACAACCUUAAAGACACUUUUUCCAAGCUUCAGCUUCUCAAAGUGAAAUGUUAGUCAUACUCGUCUGUUGCCCGAGGUGUCUCCACCUGUUCUUCAUCAAGCUGAAAUACAGUAUUUGUUAUUAAAAAGGAGAAUUAAUGAUGCCUGAA